AUGGUCGUCGCCCACCUCUUGAACUUUUUUUCAAUCAGAAUAAAGGUUCAGCUUGACGCGCCUCCCUCCUUCUGUUUACCAUCUCUUCUUUACCAGCUUCCAGGUGCAAAAUCAUGCCCUCCUCGACGAAGCUGUAGUCUCAACAGCACAAGGUACGUUCGAAUUCUCACUGCACCCGGCUUCGUCUCUCUUUGGAAUGAUGAAAACAAUUUGCGAUUGAUUUCACUCGGUGGCCCUCUUUCGCCGGAGCGGCUAUAUCGUUUGAAUAUAUGAUAUUCAAUUUCUUACAUAUUCUGACCUCCAAUUGACAUAACCCUUCUUGUUUGAUAUCAAUCAGGAUGCACGUUGCUGACUUUGCAUCCAGGUAUUCGUAUAGUUCUUAGUAUCAUGCCAAUAAACAUCUUAUUUAUUUCUCAUGCGAAUCAUAUCUGCGUAUUGCUGCACGUGAGCUUUGAGUGCCUGGCUUCCCGCUGCAAUUGUCGUCGUCCUUGUGUCAAUUAAUACAUCCGAGAGACUGUGCCUGUCCUACAAAU
This is a messenger RNA of Colletotrichum destructivum, 533 nucleotides long. RefSeq lists its product as uncharacterized. The coding region runs from base 1 to 273 and encodes 90 amino acids. The record is from RefSeq and is a predicted model, not a curated record. The transcript has 2 exons. Lineage: Eukaryota; Fungi; Ascomycota; Sordariomycetes; Glomerellales; Glomerellaceae.